This is a messenger RNA of Cygnus olor (mute swan), 2095 nucleotides long. It is a transcript of the gene TBX5, whose product is annotated as T-box transcription factor 5. The record is from RefSeq and is a predicted model, not a curated record. Bases 87 to 1652 code for a protein of 521 amino acids. The transcript is spliced from 9 exons. Gene Ontology annotation, cellular component: nucleus. Gene Ontology annotation, molecular function: RNA polymerase II cis-regulatory region sequence-specific DNA binding; DNA-binding transcription factor activity, RNA polymerase II-specific. Gene Ontology annotation, biological process: positive regulation of DNA-templated transcription; regulation of transcription by RNA polymerase II; cardiac left ventricle formation. NCBI's taxonomy places the organism in Eukaryota, Metazoa, Chordata, Aves, Anseriformes, Anatidae.
AGGAGCUGCAAGUUGCAAGAGGCUGCUGAGAGGACCUGCAAUGGAUUCCCUGUGGAGUGGGGGAUUCGGCGAAGGAAGCUCGUAACAUGGCGGAUAGCGAGGAAGGCUUUGGGCUCCCCACCACGCCGGCUGACUCGGAGGCCAAGGAGCUGCAGGCUGACGCCAAGCAGGACACGCAGCUGGGGGCCCCCAGCAAGCCCCCCACCUCUCCCCAGGCAGCCUUCACCCAGCAGGGCAUGGAAGGAAUCAAAGUGUUUUUGCACGAGCGGGAGCUGUGGCUGAAAUUUCACGAAGUGGGGACGGAGAUGAUCAUAACAAAGGCUGGAAGGCGCAUGUUCCCCAGUUACAAAGUGAAGGUCACUGGACUUAAUCCAAAAACUAAGUACAUACUAUUGAUGGAUAUUGUACCAGCGGAUGACCACAGAUAUAAAUUUGCAGAUAAUAAAUGGUCCGUGACGGGGAAGGCAGAGCCGGCCAUGCCCGGCCGCCUCUACGUGCACCCCGACUCCCCCGCCACCGGAGCGCACUGGAUGCGGCAGCUGGUGUCCUUCCAGAAGCUCAAACUCACCAACAACCACCUCGAUCCCUUCGGACAUAUCAUCCUCAACUCCAUGCACAAGUACCAGCCCCGGCUGCACAUCGUGAAGGCCGACGAGAACAAUGGCUUCGGCUCCAAGAACACUGCCUUCUGCACCCACGUCUUCCCCGAGACAGCCUUCAUCGCCGUCACCUCCUACCAAAACCACAAGAUCACCCAGUUAAAGAUCGAGAACAACCCCUUUGCCAAAGGUUUCCGUGGCAGCGACGACAUGGAGCUCCACAGGAUGUCCAGGAUGCAGAGUAAGGAGUACCCGGUUGUUCCCAGGAGCACGGUGAGACAGAAAGUGUCCUCAAAUCACAGCCCCUUCAGUGGCGAGACCAGGGUCCUUUCUGCCUCCUCCAACCUGGGCUCCCAGUACCAGUGCGAGAACGGGGUGUCGAGCACCUCCCAGGACCUGCUGCCACCUGCCAACCCCUACCCGAUCUCCCAGGAGCACAGCCAGAUCUACCACUGCACCAAGAGAAAAGAUGAGGAAUGUUCCACCACCGAGCAUCCCUACAAGAAGCCCUACAUGGAGACUUCUCCGGCGGAAGAGGACCCCUUCUACAGGUCCAGUUACCCCCAGCAGCAGGGACUGAACACUUCAUACAGGACUGAAUCAGCCCAGCGCCAAGCAUGCAUGUAUGCCAGCUCCGCUCCCCCCACGGACCCCGUGCCCAGCCUGGAAGACAUCAGCUGUAACACGUGGCCCAGCGUGCCCUCCUACAGCAGUUGCACAGUGUCUGCCAUGCAGCCGAUGGACAGGUUACCCUACCAGCAUUUCUCUGCCCACUUCACCUCGGGGCCGCUGAUGCCCCGGCUCGGCAGCGUGGCCAACCAUACCUCCCCCCAGAUAGGAGACACCCACAGCAUGUUCCAGCACCAGACCUCGGUUUCUCACCAACCCAUCGUCCGGCAGUGUGGACCCCAAACAGGCAUCCAGUCCCCCCCCAGCAGCCUCCAGCCCGCAGAGUUCCUCUAUUCCCACGGCGUGCCUCGAACCCUCUCGCCCCACCAGUACCACUCAGUGCACGGCGUGGGCAUGGUGCCAGAGUGGAGCGAGAACAGCUAACCAGGCAGCCGAGGCCACAGCAUCAGCCACGGCAAAAAAUGGAGGAGAAAUAAAUAAAAAAGGAAAAAAAACACCCCGUCGGUAAUACAAACAAUAGCGUUUUGCAAGACUCGAAGUGAAUGUUCACCGUUAGCACUCGAGAGGGACGGAUGCAGAUUGAAACCACGGACGAAGCAGUCAUUGGCCUUGGUGUGACUUGCCCCCUUUUUUUUUCUUUUGGUUCAAAAGCGAAAAACCAACAGAUCGGCACAGUGCUCCCCGCCGUGCCCCCCACCCGACUUGUGUUGCUGCCACAGCGAGCCCCCUCCCCAUCGCCCCUCCCUGGCCCCUGCUCUUUUUGUUCUCAAAGGGACACGAGACUCCUGCUGCCUUUCUCAACACGGCCAGAGUGCUUGAAUGAAAACAACUAGGAUGUUACUUUUUUUUUUUUUUGUGGUGUUGAU